CCUGUACCGGAAGUGGAACGUGUUGGUGUGGGUGCUCUCCCUUUUAUGUUUCACCACAACAACACGUGAAAAGAUUCAAUAUUGAACACAAAGAUGCAGAGCCAAACCUUUGAACUUCAGGAUGAACAGGAUGAGGCAGAUGAACAGGAUUUGGAUGAAUUUGAAAUUGAAUGUAUGCUGUACAGUCAGCUGCAUUACGAACAGGCAAACAAUAUACACAUCUCUGAAGAUGACCAUACCCAGACCCAGUUGAUGGAUUUAAAAGAUGUUACUUCAAAUGGUUUAGAUGUAAACAUUGAAACAGUUCAUAAGAAUGAUACCUUGCCUGACAAGCCAGCAAAAACUGGUUCCUCGACACCUGUGUCGAACAUCCUUGGUUUGCCUGCAGGUGCUAUUCAACACAUGAUCUACAGAAACAAGCAUGAGGGGUCAAGCAGCGACAGUUUAGCUGAUAAAAGUAAAUCUAGGAAAAGAAAAUUGAAUUCUGUCUCCCAAAUUCAUGACUCUGAUGACACAGUGUUUAACCAUGGGAAGUCAGUUAAAAGGGAGAAGACAAAAGGGAAUACAGAUGCCAUGGAGAAGACUAUUGUAAUCAGUAGUGACUGUUCAAUUAGUGACCAUGGUAACAGAUCUAAAUCAUACAAGAACUCUUCCCAUGAUCCUAUUUUAAUACAUUCUGACAGUAGUGUUGAUGAUACACAGAUGAGGUCAUAUUAUGGAGAAAAGGUUGUUGUUGAAAUGGAUAGUGUUCUUGAACCAAACACUAGCAUUAUCAGUUUGAGUUCGUCAGAGAGUGACAGCUGGGAUGAUCUGACUGCAAGUGACACCAACUCCAGCACUGAUGUACCACAUAUACAGGUCAACUUUAGACAAGGAAGCCUUACUCAGAGGUUCAAGGAUGGGGAAGGACAUGAUCCAGACAAGUGGAAAAUCAACCAGCAAGAUCGCCUGGGUAAUGUUGCGGGCAUGUCAAGAGGUCAAGGGUCAUCAUGUGGGAGAUUCGGUGGUGCAGGGCUGGGGGCAGGUACUACCGGCCAUCGUCUGUCAAAUGCUUGAAUUGUAAUGAAGUUGGCCAUCUGUCUAAAGACUGUCCAAGACCAAAGAAGUCCCAGAUCUGUAUAUUUUGUGGUUACACGGGACACUUCUACCGCAACUGUCCUCAGUCCCUGUGUUACAACUGUAACCAGCCAGGUCACACCGCCAGGCUGUGCGAGGCCCCAAGGCAGAAGCGGCAUUGGACAUGUUUCCGCUGUGAUAUGUUGGGCCACUCUCACGAGAAUUGCACUGACCACUGGAGGCAGUUUCACUUGACGACAUCUGUGAAGCAGCCAUGUCCAGUGAGAGGUCAGUCCGACCUCACCAACAAGAGAACAUUCUGCUACAACUGUGGAGGCAGUAAACAUUAUGGCUUUGUAAGUUUGGCAAGAGUUGUUAGACCUCUCAUUUCCCUCAACCUGCGAGACGCCUGCCUUCACAUCCUGAUGCAUCCAGACUAUCGGAACGCCAGAGUUGUCCAGCAAGAUGUCCUCAAACAGAUGUGGGUUCAGACUGUCCAAAGCGGUGAGAGCAAAGAUGGUGAAAGGAAACAGAUGAAAAUCUAA
Haliotis rubra (blacklip abalone) is the source of this 1601-nucleotide messenger RNA. RefSeq names its product zinc finger CCHC domain-containing protein 7-like. The record is from RefSeq and is a predicted model, not a curated record. NCBI's taxonomy places the organism in Eukaryota, Metazoa, Mollusca, Gastropoda, Lepetellida, Haliotidae. Bases 990 to 1601 code for a protein of 203 amino acids. Gene Ontology annotation, molecular function: zinc ion binding; nucleic acid binding. The transcript has 8 exons.